AUGGCCGAUUACCCUCCAGCGCUUGCAAUUGACGACCAAUUUCGCCCUGCCGUGCAAACACAGGGCUCAAUGAAGGCCCUGUUCCUAGAUGACUCUGGCAUGAUCACGAACAAACGGCUCCAGACCCCUCUGGCAUUCCUGGGUGUGGUGCCGCCACGGAAUAUCGAGGUCCUCACCAUCAUGGAUGACCUGGCGCUGCAGAAUGAGGACCACAUGGAGAAGUAG
Messenger RNA from Aspergillus nidulans FGSC A4, 225 nucleotides. RefSeq lists its product as uncharacterized. The coding region runs from base 1 to 225 and encodes 74 amino acids. The transcript is spliced from 2 exons. Lineage: Eukaryota; Fungi; Ascomycota; Eurotiomycetes; Eurotiales; Aspergillaceae. The record is from RefSeq and is a predicted model, not a curated record.